CAAAGCUAUAAAGAAAUCCCUCCUUUGUGUUUUCUGUUGACAGGUAGAACCUGCUUUGCGUGCUUCUCGCUGAUCAUGGUGACCUCAUGCAUGUAGUGAACUGUUACCAAGUUCCCUCAGAAUGUUGUACGUCUCAGUGGUGAUGUGUCACUGAGUGUGAUAUCAGUGUGUGAACGUGACUCACUGCUUAUCUGCAGCAAAUCUUCAAAGCAUUUAAAAGACUCAUCUGGGGACUAUGGUGGGAUAUGGUUUCUGCUGAAAAUAAACCCAAGAAGAAAGGAAAAGAUGAAAAGAAAAACCUCUGCAGUGCCUGGGAGGGUUUCGAGGCAGACAACAGAACAAAUGAUGAUAAUGUGCUUUAUGGAUGCUGGAAGGCUAAACAGCAGAUUAAGCACAAAUGCAGAUAUCUGGAUGAGAAGAACGUCGUGGUGGCGGAUCAUUUACGAAGGUGUCCCUGGUCCUCUGGCUCAGAGCGGAGUGAUGUGGCAGAAAAAAUACCCCCGGGAUUGGACGCAUCUCAAGAUAAUACUCUCUCCACUACAUCUCCUGUGGUCCUUCCGGCAGAUCCGAGCCCUUUGAGACAAAGCCCUUCUGACACUGACUGUUUCCCAGCAAAUAACAAUGCACUCGUUAACCCGAUGAUCCAUAAACAAAGUAUCAUUUAUGGUCUCAGCCCGAUGGGAACAAGCAGCUUAGAAGUGAAGAAGCAUAGCCUGCCCUUGAUACGAUGGGCUCCUGCUGCAUCUCGGGUGCUGAUGCUGGAGGAGCCCGUGGCCUGGCGAUGUAAAGGAUUGGCUACAGUGAACCGUGAAGCAAGGCCUGCUGAACCUUCACAGCUCUGGAAAAGGGCAUCUGGCAAGAAGCUGGAAUGGGGCCAUGGGCGGCCGGCCAGGCUGGCACAUCUGCCGGUGCAGUCACCCAAAAACGGCCCGUCUGUGGCCAGAAAAAGGCCCGUGAUCCAGAGAGAGGCCAGGCUAACUGCGGGUCACGGAGGGGUACAGGUGCAGGACAGUCAUGUGGAACAGAACUUCAGUCAAAAAGCAGCAGAGACUAAACAUAGAGACCUGCCACACGACAGCGAUGGGUCAGCCUCAGGAGUACCAACGAACAAACAAGCACUUUAUAACUCUUUGGAUCUUUGGAGCCCAACACAAGCAGAGGCAGGACUCAGCUCAGCACAACUGGUACAACAAGGAGGCAUCUCCACGGCCUGCUCCGAUGUGAGUCAGUGGAUGGAUGUGCUGUGUCAGUCUGGAUACCAAGGAAACAGCAAGUCCUCCACCGGAUUCCGGGACGUCACCUUAUUCCACGUUCUCCAAAUUCUACAGAGCAAACCAGUCCAUUUCCCACAAGUCGGGGGUCAGAGACGUCUCGAGGUUCUUUAGUGUCUGAAGCUCUGA
Astyanax mexicanus (Mexican tetra) is the source of this 1400-nucleotide messenger RNA. RefSeq lists its product as uncharacterized. Bases 246 to 1385 code for a protein of 379 amino acids. The transcript is spliced from 4 exons. The record is from RefSeq and is a predicted model, not a curated record. NCBI's taxonomy places the organism in Eukaryota, Metazoa, Chordata, Actinopteri, Characiformes, Acestrorhamphidae.